AUCGCUAAAACACGAGGGCGCGCCACGUUUCUUGGCCGCAAAAGGGCCGCUUUGCAACACUUGCAUUUUUUCUUCUUUGUUUUGUUCGCUCUUUCUGCUUGGAGAAAAAAACAACGUGCCGCGGUACACCUUAUUUUGAGGGUGAAAAGUAUUCCUAUAUUGUCGUCAUUGAACGUUGAAUUGAAAAAAUGCCAUCUAAAUCAAAGCCCCGACUUUCGCGCGGCGUCCUGGACAUGAAGUUCAUGCAGCGGACCAAGGUCAAAGUGGAAAAGGAGGCGGAUGACGAGCAAAGUCGGGCGCUUUACUCUAACGAGAUCAACCAGAAGAUGCUCAACUCCAACUCGAAUUUUCUUGUUGAAUCCAGCUACUCUAUUUGCGCCGGUCUAAUCGAUGGACGCCUCAGUUUCCGGGGCAUGAAUCCUGAAUUGGAGCUGCUAAUGGAGCAAGAGCUAGCCGAGAAGCAGGGGCGCAUGAAGCCGGAGCAACCAAAAGAGGUUUCCGACCAGGACAUGGCCAAGGCCUACUAUGCUAACAAGGCACCCACGGUCACCGGCAGCAUGGGCAAGAAGUUUAGUACCAAAAAGAAUUUCAAAAGGAAGCAAAACGAUGAAGGGCAUGGGAGUCCGCAUCCCAAAAAUAAACAACAUUUCAAGAAACCACGCUCGGAUGAAGAUUAGUUUAUUCCUUAUUUGUUAUACAUUUAACCUAGCUGCUAGUUAAAUAAAAUUUACGAAACGGA
Messenger RNA from Drosophila ficusphila, 739 nucleotides. RefSeq names its product M-phase phosphoprotein 6 (gene Mpp6). Bases 189 to 677 code for a protein of 162 amino acids. Gene Ontology annotation, biological process: maturation of 5.8S rRNA. The transcript has a single exon. NCBI's taxonomy places the organism in Eukaryota, Metazoa, Arthropoda, Insecta, Diptera, Drosophilidae. The record is from RefSeq and is a predicted model, not a curated record.